Lynx canadensis (Canada lynx) is the source of this 2492-nucleotide messenger RNA. It is a transcript of the gene PPTC7, whose product is annotated as protein phosphatase targeting COQ7. The transcript is spliced from 6 exons. NCBI's taxonomy places the organism in Eukaryota, Metazoa, Chordata, Mammalia, Carnivora, Felidae. The record is from RefSeq and is a predicted model, not a curated record. The coding region runs from base 268 to 1182 and encodes 304 amino acids.
UGGCGGCGGCAGCGGUGGCUGCAGCCGGGACCCCAGUCGGGCUGAGGCGGAGGAGCCGCCGGCUCUGACCUCGCUCUGGCUCCGGUGCGCGCGGCGCAGCGUGUGCGAGGCCCCGCGCGUCGGGCAGGGGCGGCGCCGGCGGCUGUGCGCCGCCCUGAGGAGCGCUCCGGCAGCGGCGCUGCUGCGGCUGAAGAGAGAGCCGGCUCCGGGCCUCCGCGUCCUCCUGCUCCCCGGGCCCCCCGCCUCCUCGGGGGGGCGGCGGCGGCGAUGUUCUCGGUCCUCUCGUACGGGCGGCUGGUGGCCCGCGCCGUCCUCGGCGGCCUCUCGCAGACCGACCCCAGGGCCGGUGGCGGCGGCGGCGGUGACUACGGGCUGGUGACGGCCGGCUGCGGCUUCGGCAAAGACUUCCGUAAGGGCCUUCUCAAGAAGGGCGCGUGCUACGGGGACGACGCGUGCUUCGUGGCCCGGCACCGCUCAGCAGACGUGCUCGGGGUUGCUGAUGGUGUAGGAGGAUGGAGAGACUAUGGAGUUGAUCCAUCUCAGUUCUCAGGGACUUUAAUGCGGACGUGUGAACGGUUAGUAAAAGAAGGACGGUUCGUCCCAAGUAAUCCCAUUGGAAUCCUCACCACGAGCUACUGUGAGUUGCUGCAAAAUAAAGUACCCUUGCUUGGUAGCAGUACUGCCUGCAUUGUGGUGCUGGACAGAACUAGCCACCGCUUACACACAGCAAACCUGGGCGAUUCGGGCUUCCUGGUUGUCAGGGGUGGUGAAGUUGUGCACCGAUCAGAUGAGCAGCAGCAUUACUUCAACACUCCAUUCCAGCUCUCAAUUGCACCACCUGAAGCCGAGGGAGUCGUCCUGAGUGACAGCCCGGAUGCUGCUGAUAGCACAUCUUUUGAUGUCCAGUUAGGAGACAUUAUCCUGACGGCAACAGAUGGACUUUUUGACAACAUGCCUGAUUAUAUGAUCCUUCAGGAGCUAAAAAAGUUAAAGAAUUCAAAUUAUGAGAGUAUACAACAGACGGCAAGAAGCAUUGCUGAGCAAGCCCAUGAGCUGGCCUAUGACCCAAAUUAUAUGUCACCUUUUGCACAGUUUGCAUGUGACAAUGGAUUGAAUGUGAGAGGUGGAAAGCCAGAUGACAUCACCGUCCUUCUUUCAAUAGUGGCUGAGUAUACAGACUGACCCGCCUAGGUGUCAACUCCGGCCUUUCCUUUCAUCUUCCCAAGUUCUCCCCUGCCACAUGUGCUGAUCCUGCCGGCGGGACCGUGUUUCUUUGCCACUGAUCUCGAUGGCCGGUGAUGUAAGCCUUUGCCUGUCUUUUUGAGACCCGGUUGAGAUCUUUGUGGAGAACCACUACUGUCGUUUGUUCGCUAGCUCAUUAUCUGCCAGCAACUUUGAAGAGAAUCAAGAUUUGAAGAUAGGCCUUCACUUCCUACUGUCCUUUCUCCGAUGGGAUGGAGGUUUUCAAGGCCAAAAUGGCUAUUGCGUUUCCAAAAUGGUUUAGGCAUUGAAAAUGAUGAUGUUGGUAACGUGAAUUCAAAAUUACAGCGUGUAAAAGGGAUUUUUAAAGUCUAACACAAAUUGUAUGUUAUGGUACAUCUACUAGAAACAUACAUUAUCAUCAAAAGAAACGUUACACACGUACUAUACAGUCUUUGUUAUGAUGAUUGGGUGUGGCUUUAUGUUUUCAUUAUAAACUCCUCUUUUUCAGGGGCUUAUAAUUCUGCUCUAAAACACUGCUCUGGAUUAUGAAGUCUUUAUCCCAGGAGCUUUUUUGUUACAAAUUGGAAGAAAACUUCAGUUUAGUUCUAUGGAUGCAAAUGUUCUGUGGUUUUUAAAAGAUGCCUAAUUGUACUCCUGUAAGGAAAGUUUCGGCAGUUUAUUGAGUGGUCCAAAUCGUAGGCUGGUGGCCUGAUCUGCAGGAGGGGUGAGGGAGACUCCCUACCAACAUUUUUCAAUGGAAAUAUUAUUCAAUAUUGUAAACUCCUCAAAGCCUAGAAAUUUAAUGUUGUGGAUGAAGUUCCUCCCAGCUGUCAGAUACGAUGCCCCUGUGUGGGAGUCCCGGGGCCACAGGCCUCACAGUGGACAGCUGUAACUUUGAAUUUUAUUGGCUUUUACAGUUGUGCUACUCCUGGUCUCCCUGUCAGACCUGUCAUUAGUAGCCUUGCUCUCCGUAGAGCGUGCACCACAUUCGGGGAGUCUGUGUGGAAAGAGCACCUUGGGCGAUGGCAACAGCACAAGAGUCCACAGGGAAAACUCCUGGUGAUGAUCUGACAUUUGCAUUUGCCCUACACAGAAAUUUAGGGGUUUCUGAAUCAAGCUUAAUGUUUACAGUUUCCGAAUAGCCAUCUUGCAGUGUAUAGUUUCCUUAUAAAACUACCCCGCAUUCAGUUUUCCCUUUAUCUGCAAGCCCAGACUUAUUUUUAAGAUUUGUGUACAAGUCGACUGCUGUAAAGAUAUAUAUUUUUGGGUCAGUUUUUUUUCCUUCAUUA